AGAAGAAGGAAACAUCCAACCAGCGUUACUUCCUGACUACACUCAAAACCAUCAGCUGCCUCCAUGAUGUCGUUCACAGACGAGGGAAUAACAGCUCGAGAUGACAACAAAGAAAAACAUGUCGGCAGCUUCGUCUUUAUGUACGAGACGUUUCCUCAGUGAGAGGUUAUUCUCUCCUGUUAAACAUUUGUGUGUGUACAAAUAAACAAAUCACUACAUGUUUCAUUGUUCAGAUUCAAAAACAUUAUUUCAAAUUCUUUUCCACAUUAUACAGUCUCUGAACAACAAAAUCAAAGUUUUGUUAAUAUAUGAAAUAUUUGUUAUAAAAUAAAUACAUCAAAUGAUUCAAAAUAAUGUAAAUGUAACUUUUUUGUCUCCUUAAUGAAACAAAACAUGAAGAUGCCCAAAUAAAUGUGACCAUUGUUUUAAGUUACAUUUUUUUGAGGUUAAUAUUUCGUCUUGACAAGUUUCAGAAAAUUAUUCAUCUUUAAUAAAAGUAAUAAUAUAAUAGAGAACACUACAGUUCAGGCAGUGCUGGUUCUGGUUCUGAUUGGACUCCAGUCCCUCCAUCAACAACAACAAGUGUAUCAGAUUACAUUUCCUGCAAUAAAUCAGUACUUUGGACUGCAACACUCCUCUGAGUCACAUGAACCAACAGCAUUCAGCAGAAGGCUGAUAAAGCUCCGCCCACACCUGACUCACCUGAGACAAACCAGGAAACAGUGUGUGUGUGUGUGUGUGUGUGUGUGUGUCUCUUUAGUACAGAACCACACACAGACGAUCAGAUCCUCCUUCAGACUGAACUAACAACGUCCUCUGAGUGAGUUCAUCUACAGGAGAGAGGAGGAGGAAACUACAACACUGCAGACGCUCCACACACUGAAGCGUCACUCAGAGACAAAAUGGCUUCCAGGUUAGAGGAGGAUCUCUGCUGUCCGGUGUGUCAUGAUGUCUUCAGAGAGCCUGUCGUUCUGUCAUGUAGCCACAGCUUCUGUAAAGACUGUCUGCAGAGCUGGUGGACAGAGAGACGAACACGGGAGUGUCCAGUCUGUAAGAGAAGAUCUUCAAAGGAUCAUCCACCUGUAAACCUGGUGUUAAAGAACCUGUGUGAGACCUUCUUACAGGACAGAGAUCAGAGAGCUUCAGAGGAUCUCUGCAGUCGGCACUCUGAGAAACUCAAACUCUUCUGUCUGGACCAUCAGCAGCCGGUGUGUGUCGUCUGCAGAGACUCAGAACAACACACCAACCACAGAUUCAGACCCAUCGAUGAAGCUGCACGACAACACAAGAAGGAACUUCAGGAAACUCUGGAGCCUUUAAAGAAGAAGUUAAAGGUUUUUGAAGAGGUUAAAGUGAAGUUUGAUCAGACAGCAGAACACAUGAAGGUCCAGGCCCGACACACAGAGAGGCAGAUUAAGGAUCAGUUUAAGAAGCUGCACCAGUUUCUAGCAGAGGAAGAGGAGGCCAGGAUGGCUGCACUGAGGGAGGAAGAGGAGCAGAAGAGUCAGAUGAUGAAGGAGAAGAUGGAGGCUCUGAGCAGAGAGAUAGCAGCUCUUUCACACACAGUCAGAGCCACAGAGGAGCAGCUGAGAGCUGAAGACGUCUCAUUCCUGCACAACUACAAGGCUGCAGUGGAAAGAGUCCAGCAGCGCCCCCUGCUGGAGGAUCCACAGCUGCCCUCAGGAGCUCUGAUAGACCAGGCCAAACACCUGGGCAACCUGAGCUUCAACAUCUGGAACAAGAUGAAGGACAUGGUCUCCUACACUCCUGUGGUUCUGGACCCAAACACUGCUCAUCCAGAACUCAUCCUGUCUGAAGAUCUGAGCAGUGUGAGAGGAGGACAGAGACAGAAGCUUCCUGAUAAUCCAGAGAGGUUUGAUAUCUUCGGGUCUGUCCUGGGAUCUGAGGGCUUUAACUCAGGGACUCACAGCUGGGACGUCGAGGUUGGAGACAGUACAGGCUGGAUACUGGGUGUGUUAGCAGAGUCUGUCCAGAGGAAGAGACUCAUACAGUCUGGAUUCUGGAGAAUAAAGUUUUACCAAGGUAAAUACUCAGUGUUUUCACCAUCAGCUCCAUCCACUGAUCUCGUUGUGCAGAAGAAGCUCCAGAGGAUCAGAGUGAAUCUGGACUGGAACAGAGGAAAGCUGUCGUUCUCUGAUCCUGAUACUAACACACACCUGCACACCUUCACACACACUUUCACUCAGAGGAUGUUUCCAUACAUUUACACUUGGCAUGAAGUGAAGAUAUCACCUCUGAAGGUGUGUGUGACAGUGGAACAGAGCAGGUAAAGAAGUAUUUCAUCUGUGGAAAGACUUAAAUAAAACUUUGUCUCUCUGCAGUAGAAAGACAAAUAUUUUUUAACUUGAUGCAACAUGAGCAGAGAAAACAGAGUAAAAGGACUGUGGUGUUCACUUCUACUCAAAAGGUAGAAAGACUACAACACCCAGAGUGCACAGCGCUGCACCUGAUUGGACGGGGCUCGGUUUUGGAUCAGAGAAAGUUCUGAAUAAAGUUCUGACAUUCUGACACAGAGAUAAACAGAACAAUUAAUUUGGACCUGACAAACAUUUAAAAAUCAUUUAUUCACAAUCAUAAUAAUGUUUUUAAGGAAAAGAGACUUUUAUUCUGCAGCGUUCUACGAGCUCUGUAGAUGUUUUAUUUUAAAACUAUUUGUCAACAUAAAAAUAUCGUCAACAUGUAAAAAUCACAGAAUUCAGCCUGUUAAUCUUCAGCUGCUCCUCCUGCUGUCUCAUUAUGCACAAAACACAGAUGUUCAUUUUUCUGUUGUUGUUGUUUUUAGUUUUACAGUUUUGUGUUUCUGUCGUCGACCUUUUCAUGUUAAAUCUCAGCGUGUUUAUCUCUACAUCAGACAAUCAACCUGAACAACAGCCCAAAUAUUGAUGCCACAACAUCUGUGAGCAUUUUCUUUUCAAAAUAAGAGCCAGAAGAUGUUGUUGACUAAUCAACAUUUGAGUUUGUCCAAAGUUUCAGCUGCUGGUUGAGACCAAAACAGAACCAGCAGAGUGAAUGUUGGAGUUAAUUCAUCAGGUGCUCUGUGGCUGCUGCCUGAAACUUUU
Molecule: messenger RNA, 3080 nt
Organism: Acanthopagrus latus (yellowfin seabream)
Lineage: Eukaryota; Metazoa; Chordata; Actinopteri; Spariformes; Sparidae
Product: nuclear factor 7, brain-like
Exons: 2
Coding region: 903-2291 (462 amino acids)
Molecular function (GO): protein binding; zinc ion binding
Source: RefSeq, a predicted model, not a curated record